CAUCUUUUAUAUGCAUUGCUUUGCCUUCGUAGUAAAACACUACAGAUAUGAAGACAAUGGGAACAACACUAGCUUUCCUCCUCCUAUGGACUCUCUUUGUUGGGUUGGUUUCUGGAGACAUGGCCAUUCCUUUGACGUCUACAAGCGACGAAGAUCAGAAGACUUAUUACACUCCAGACCCACAUGCAGGAAGCCCCCCCUCAGGUUCUUCACCGGGGAGUCCACCUUAUGGAACUACACCACCACCUGAUGGCUCGGGAGGAAGCCAUGGAGGAAAACCACCCACUCAUGGACAUGGUGGUAAGAAACGCAGCCCAAAACCAGGGAACUGUGGAAACCCACCACACACUCCUACUCCAUCAAAACCUCCUUCCGGUGGUGGUGGACACCACAAGUCUCCUAAAUAUAAUCCAACCCCAUCUAUUCCAUCCACUCCUCCUUCAGAUGGUGGUGGGUAUUACAGCCCGCCCUCUCAUGAUCCCACUCCAACCCCAUCAACUCCAUUGAGUCCUCCUCCUUCUGGUGGUGGUGGUGGUGGAUACUACAGCCCUCCGUCUUAUGAUCCCACUCCAACUCCUUCAACUCCAUCAAAUCCUCCUCCUGAUGGUGGUGGUUCGACCCCAUCAACUCCAUCUACUCCAACUCCGUCAGCUCCUUCAGGUGGUGGAUACUACAGCCCUCCAACUUAUGAUCCCACUCCAACUCCUUCAACUCCUUCAACUCCAUCUACUCCAACUCCGUCAGCUCCUUCAGGUGGUGGUGGAUACUAUAGCCCUCCAACCUAUGAUCCCACUCCAACACCUUCAACUCCAUCUACUCCAACUCCGUCAACUCCUUCAGGUGGUGGAUACUAUAGCCCUCCAACUGAUAAUCCCACAACUCCUUCAACCCCAUCUACACCAACUCCGUCAACUCCUUCAGAUGGUGGAUACAACAGCCCUCCAACGUAUGAUCCCACUCCAACCCCAUCGACUCCUUCAGGUGGUGGUGGAUACUACAGCCCUCCAACUUACGAUCCUACUCCAUCAACUCCAUCCACACCUCCCUCAGGCGGUAGUGGAUACGACAGCCCUCCAUCUUAUGAUCCUAACCCAUCAACUCCUCCUUCAGGUGGUAAUGGAUUCUACAACCCUCCAACAUCUGGUACACCAUUCUAUGGAACCCCACCAACCACAUCAGCACCUCCCUUUGUUCCUGAUCCCAAUUCCCCCUUUACUGGCACAUGCAACUAUUGGAGUACGCACCCAGGAGCGAUAUGGGGAUUGUUGGGGUGGUGGGGAACAAUGGGCAGUGUUUUUGGCAUAACAGGCUCUCCAGGCUUUGGAGCAACUCUCAGCUUGCCACAAGCACUCUCAAACACACGAACUGAUGGCCUAGGAUCCCUGUACCGAGAAGGAGCUGCGGCUUUCCUGAACUCACUGGUCAACAACAGGUACCCCUUCACAACAAAUGAAGUUCGUCAAAGUUUUGUAUCGGCACUAAGCUCAAACAGAGCAGCAGCAGCUCAGGCCCGGGUUUUCCAGAUGGCCAACGAGGGCAGAUUCAAGCCUAGAAUCUGAAGCAGAAUAACAAUAAAUUCAGCACCUGAAGUAUAACUAUUUUACGUUUCCUCAGUGUCCUACCCUACUACGUAUUAUAUUAUUUCCUACUGCUAAGAAAUUCCCGUCUAUCUCGGCUUUCCAUAAA
Messenger RNA from Cucurbita moschata (crookneck pumpkin), 1686 nucleotides. Its product is annotated as protodermal factor 1-like. The record is from RefSeq and is a predicted model, not a curated record. Bases 48 to 1559 code for a protein of 503 amino acids. The transcript is spliced from 3 exons. Lineage: Eukaryota; Viridiplantae; Streptophyta; Magnoliopsida; Cucurbitales; Cucurbitaceae.